AUGCUGCUUCCCAAGCAAAUGUUCAUAUAUGCAAUAUAUCCCACAAAUUCCGUUGACUAUCAUGCCGUAGUACUUAUAUCGCUCAUCUCACCGCCCCUUCACCCUAUCUACGUCCAAUUCCUUAUCUCAGGCGGGGCUUCCUAUCCUAUCGCCCUUGUACUCCACUCGGGGCAGUUCUGCCCCGGCCAUGCAAAGGACUCUCUCGAGGAGGUCAUCCAAUUGGCCAUCGCUAAGAACUUCCAAGUCUUUUGCUUGACCGAGCACAUGCCCCGCGGAGAACAGGAUUACUAUCCGGAAGAGAUCGAAGCCAACCAAACCAAGGCAUGGAUGAUCGCCAACGAAGCGAACUAUUUCCGCGAAGCCACCCGACUCCGAGAGAAAUACGCAGACCAGAUCAAAAUCCUGAUUGGCUUUGAAUGCGACUGGAUUCGGCCAGAGUCGCGGACUUUGGUUGAGACAUCAAUGCGUGCUUUCCCGUUCGAGUUCUUCAUGGGCUCGAUCCACCACACCAAGACCAUACCCAUCGACUACGACCGGGAGAUGUACGAGAAAGCUCGGGAUCUAGCAGGCGGGUCGGACGAGAAGCUCUUCGAAGCCUUCUUUGACGAACAGCUGGACAUGCUGAAGCAGUUGAAGCCUGUCGUGGUCGGCCACUUCGAUCUCAUCCGGCUGAAGAGCGACGAUCCCGAGCGCAGCUUCAAGCAGUGGCCGGGUGUUUGGGAGCGAAUUCUGCGGAAUCUGGACUACGUGGCUGGGUACGGGGGCAUUCUGGAGCUGAACUCUGCAGCGCUGCGAAAGGGGAUGAGCGAGCCUUAUCCUAAAGCUGAGAUUUGCCAGGAGUUUUUGGCGCGUGGUGGUCGGUUCUGUUUCUCGGAUGAUAGCCACGGGCUAGAUCAGAUUGGAUUGAAUUACGCCAGGAUGCUGGAGUUCAUCGAGACGAAUACGGACAUCAAAACAUUGUAUUAUCUCGAUCUCGGAAACGAACCCGAAACUCAAACCCCGGUGGAUAGCCGGUUUCCCCGGACGGUGGUCAAAUCCAUCUCUAUGGAAGAGGUGAAGAAGAUGGCUUUUUGGCAGACGAACUAA
Aspergillus nidulans FGSC A4 is the source of this 1086-nucleotide messenger RNA. Its product is annotated as histidinol-phosphatase. Gene Ontology annotation, molecular function: histidinol-phosphatase activity; catalytic activity. NCBI's taxonomy places the organism in Eukaryota, Fungi, Ascomycota, Eurotiomycetes, Eurotiales, Aspergillaceae. The record is from RefSeq and is a predicted model, not a curated record. The transcript has 5 exons. Gene Ontology annotation, biological process: L-histidine biosynthetic process. Bases 1 to 1086 code for a protein of 361 amino acids.